CUCCAGCAGCUAUGAAACCAUCUUCAUCUGUACUUUUGUGACAAGCCUAUUGGUUGACGAGGCUGGCUUAUCAAGUCUCCGCCGUGGCUUAUACCUACCAUGCCGGAUGCAUGUACACAGCCCCGAUGGAUCAGAGCUCUUCAGGCCAGUAACAUAUCGACACCUCAAAGUCAUCCCAGCUGGCGCUGUCGAGGCGUUUUGGCGAGGCUCAACAAAUUCUUGCCUAAAUCAUGCUCCGCGAGCUUGCAGCGCUGUUAUGGCUCACCGUCUCAACCACGUGGAUGCUGCCUCCUCCUCAGGUCUCGAUUGAAAAAACAAAGAAGACAUUUGGAACCACAAAAGUCAUGCCACUGGCGGCGCGAAGCUCUCUUCAAGCUAGACGUACUAUUCGCGAAGCAUUUGAAGGCCUCGAAAAGGUCAUAUCCCCGAGCGAAGCGAAGGACUUCAACAACACCACACUACAGAACGUUCAAGAUGCCGCACUUGAAAUUGAAAGUAUCCUUGCUGCAAGACAGUCUCUGAGGAAUAUGCGGCGUCUGUCGCCUCUGUUUGAGGGACUGAAAUGCUACGCUGAAACCGUAGAAGUCCUAUGCAAUGGAACUCCCUACCUACCAUGGAUUUGGGCUCCCAUUAAGCUUAUUCUCAAGGUUUCCUCAGAUUAUACAGAUGCGUUCGAGAGAAUCAUCAAAGCCUACUCAGAAAUUGCCGAAUCACUGCCUAGGUUUCACAUAAUAUCAGAUGCACUUAGAAACAGCAAAGAGAUGCAGCAAGUUCUGGCAGUCUUCUACGCCGACAUUUUGACAUUCCACAAGGAAGCGUACAUCUUUGUUCGACGAAGCGGUUGGCGAAUAUUGUUCCUCACAUCAUGGGGCCGAUUCCAACGCCGAUUUGAUUCCACACUCGAAGACUUGCAGAAACAUAAGAAACUCAUCGACGAUACCGCGAGCGCGAUAAACCUGAGCGAAACUGUCAAGAUGAGUGAGAAUCUGCAAGCAUGGCGUCAGGAAAACCUUGACAAGCUAAAGUUCCUAGAGGACGAGCAAACUGCCAAGCAGUAUCAAUCAAUAAUCGGAUGUUUGAAGAUCGAUGAGACCGAACAACUCGCUAUUUUCGAUGCUAUUUCCUCCGAAGGGAACAAGUACGAUGGAACUUGUGACUGGGUCUCCAGACACAUCCAUAUACGUGAAUGGCUCAAAGAGACGCCCACAACAGAUUUCGUCUGGUUGCAUGGGAUCCCUGGAACCGGAAAAAGUGUUAUAGCAACACAACUCGUCAAAUUUCUCCAAAGCAGUGGGAAGGCCAUGGUUAUUCAGCAUUUUUGCACCUACACCCACUUGUCGUCCGUCCAAUAUGAGACCAUACUCCGGUCAUUGCUGGUUCAGCUUAUGCGAACCAAUUCCGAUCUUAUCGCUCACGCGUAUGCCGAGUUUGUGAUCGGGAAAAAGCUACCUACUAGCCAAUCCUUGGAGCAGUUAUUAUUGGCAUUCGGUGGUGCCGUCUCCCCCAUGCCCUCAGAAUCCAGAUCAAUCUACCUAGUCAUUGAUGGCUUGGACGAGUGCGAACCGGAUCAACAGGGACGAAUUGCAAAUUUGCUCGAGAAGCUUCGCGGUCUUCGAUCUUCAGCCUCAUCUGUGUUCAAGAUCCUACUGUGUAGCAGACGCACACAGCAGCUGGAGAAACGACUACGAAAACGGACGGUUCAAGUUGUGUCCAUGACGAACGAGAAGGGAAGUAUUGAGCCUGCAAUACGGACAUAUGCUAACCAAAGGCUCAGAGCGAUCCGUUAUCGUCUCUUUCAGAUGGGUCUGACAGAUUCGGAUUUACGAGAUAUCAGUAUCAAUAUUGCGCGAAAGGCAGAUGGUAUGUUCUUGUGGGCACGUCUGGUCCUUGACUACCUGUCAACAAAUAUAUUGAGCUCUCGGGAUGAGGUGCGAGGAGCAGUGGAUAUGUUACCGGCCAAGCUGGGCGAAUUCUACGCUCGCAUUCUUGCUCAGCUUACUUCACGCUUCGACCAAAGGUCGGUUGAAAGGUUAAGAUCCACCCUCGGAUGGAUAGCAUUCGCCAAACGACCAUUGACCAGGGCUGAGAUGAGAUCUGCCUUGGCUUUUAGCUGGGGGGAUCACAUGGUGGAAGAAGCCGUACCCCGGCACAUAUUCGAAUUUGGGGCACCAUUGCUAGAGGAGCACCCUGAUACCACCUUUUCAUUUGUGCACAUUUCACUUAAGGAGUACCUUCAGACCCCCGGGUGCAUCCUUUUCCUGGAUCGAUCGGCCGCAACCCGUGAGCACGCAACUGCCACCAUUACGUGCCUUGUGUCUGGCUUCUGGAUAUUUGCAGAACAGUUGGCAGACGAUAACCGUAUUCUUCGCAUAGUGAAGGGAAUCCACGGCCUUCAUAUCUAUUCCAACCAGUUCUGGCUGGAGUGUUUCCUGGAUACUGUAUCUACAAGCCGCGGGCUUGUUCACGGCUCGCCUUUACACCAGGUCGCACAGGCGCUCGCAAACUCCUUACGCCUUCAGCCUAGUACGCGAACAAGCUCAACCUCUGGGAAUGCUGAAAGCACGGCUAGUGAGGAUAACCGUCUUCAGUACCUCAAGGAGCACGACGCCAUAUAUGAGAUGGCCCGAAGAGAACUGGGGGAACGAGUCGCCCGUGCUAAAUCGCAGAUGACCGACAAUGGAGGUACACCCACAGCCCCAGUGCGCUGCCCACCAAAUGAUCUUCAAAGCUUGCUUCUCGCUAUACAAUCCAGUAUCAAGGAUAUCUUGGCGCUCACCAGCAUCUCGGGGAUAUCCCCAGAAGAUCUCGACCGUUUCAAAAAGGAGUUUCGCACAUCGGCUUUCACAUGUCGCUUUCCAAAUUGCCCAAGAACCACCCUGGGAUUCCCCGACGAGAAGGCGAAGUCUGAACACGAAACCAGGCACACACAGCGUAUUGACUGUACCGUUGUGGGUUGUCAAUACCCGCCAUUUGUUUCGGCUCGAGCUCUAAGAGACCAUGUGUCAAAAUGCCAUCAACCUCAAAAUACGAUUCGCAAGAGGAUCAGGCGCGCAUCCGGAGGAAGCCUUUCUCUCGGAGUAGAGAUGCAAAAGCGUACUGCUUUGUCUCUCCCCGACCCAUUACAGGGCGUCAACUUCAGUGCGCUGGACUCCGAUGUUGAGUUUGCCGAACAGGUCACGGAUGAUUGGUUUCCUUUGGGCAACUUUCCAACUUCUAGUUACUUCCACUGAACUACUUUCGGCGAAUUUCAAGCCUGGGUGCUUGCCGAUAGCAACGAGAUAGGAACAAUGAGGUGAAACUUUGCUUGCCUUAUCUUUGGUUCUCCUUGACACCGCGCGAGCCGGUGUUUCUGGCAUCGGCAGGGGAAUUAUUUCGUUAUGGACACAUGCAUUGAAGCUCAAUUUCUACUAGGCUUUGAGAACUAUUGAGAGUCCGGUGACAGGUGGAAUUCAUUACUAGCAUCUCGUUCAGAUUAUCGACCCUCCAGC
This is a messenger RNA of Neurospora crassa OR74A, 3488 nucleotides long. Its product is annotated as NACHT domain-containing protein. Bases 231 to 3230 code for a protein of 999 amino acids. The record is from RefSeq and is a predicted model, not a curated record. The transcript is spliced from 9 exons. Lineage: Eukaryota; Fungi; Ascomycota; Sordariomycetes; Sordariales; Sordariaceae.